UCACACAGAGAGCUAAUCACAAUGCUGGGGAUAAAUGGAGACGACUAAUCUCCUCACGGCUCAGACGACACGUUACCGCUAAUCAGUGUUUACUGAUCAACACUGUGAGGAGAUCUGAAUGUUUCCUAGACAGAUUUCACUUUAUUUUAGUCUUUAUUUAUUUUUCUCGGUUUUUAUUUGCAUGUUAGUGAAUACGGAAUAAUACUGAGGGUUUAGGGGUUUUUUUUUGUUUGUUUGUUUGUUUGUUUGUUUUGUUUAGUUUUCGUCCUCCCAAAAUCUGAUUCUCUUUGCUACAUUUCUUGGAAAAAAUCGUCGAUCAAAUUUUGAAAUAAAAACUGAAAGCGGUUGGCUACGUAGUCUCGACUUUAAAUACGUUCGCUUUUCCGUGCCGUAGCCCGGAUCUGUAUAUGAAACGAGUUUCGUUUGAAUGAAAUCUUCGGUGAAAUGAAAUGAAACCGCGAGGUACGAAAUUCAAACGCUCGUUCGGCCGGCGCCGCGUUCGUGGAACGGACGUCGGUGAAAUUAUUUUUGAAGGAAUGUUUAAACGUGUGCGAGACCGUUUCAGAGAUCGCUCCGGCACGGCGCCCGAGACGAGCGCGGGUUCGAUCGGUGGUUCUCUCUUCGGCCGAUCGGAAGUCAAGAAAUGACCCGCUUCGGUUGUGAGUCUGACGUUUUAUUUAUUUCUUUUUAAAAAGGACAAAUUCGCGACACCAAAACGUCUUAUUUAUUUAUUUACGUAUGUAAACCUAAUUACAUACUAACGGUAACAUAAUCUUAGACGAAAAGGUUCCAUCUCGCCCCCUAGAGCGUUCUCCGUCUGACGGGAACCUCGUGAAGGCUCCGUGUAGCGCCUUGCGACCUUCAGAAAAGCCUCGAGUGUGCGAGGAACCUUUUGAGGAAACCUCCGAGUGUGAAAUUCCUUCCAAAAUCUUGAUUAUUUGUGAAACGGAAAUGCGAGUGUUUCGAGGCAGGGAAGUUGGGCAGGUGACGCUGACGUCCUCUGACGUCACUGAAGGACACGGGGGGGAUUUAGCGUGAGCGUGAGCGUGCCGUGUGACUCUGAGACUCGCCGGCUGUCUGGAGCGUCUGUGCGUCUAAUCAACUUUACAGCGGAUUUAUACAUCCGAGUGUCUCGGCGUCUUUAUUUACUUUAAGAUCUCAUAUUUAAUCCAGGAGCGUGUAUUUUGACUGAUUUGGAUUUCGGAGGAAAAUUAUAGCUCUAUUUUGUUUUUGUGACGUUACUGCUCAUUUAUAUACACCGUUUUAUUUAAAUAGACAUUCCCAUUCAUCUUUACCGAUCUUUCCUUUUCUAACCCAACGAGUCGAUUGUUUCUAGUUUAUUUAUUUAUUUAUUUGCGGUAAGUUGGUGCAGGUGGAAAUGUACCCGUCAGGACUGAAGUCUUUAUCCCGGCUGAACCUGUUCCACUCGCCGCUAAUCUCCUUACAGCCGCAGGGAGCCGAACGGAGACGCCGCACCCUGACCGCAGCCUCCUACCACGAGGCUGAUGUGAGCUGCGAGUACGGCUCGAAUAAAUACUACGCCCUGUGCGGUUUCGGAGGCGUCCUGAGCUGCGGGCUCACGCACACCGCCGUCGUCCCUCUCGACCUGGUCAAAUGUCGCAUCCAGGUAAACCCGGGCAAAUACAAAUCCAUCUUUAACGGCUUCUCCGUCACCGUGAGGGAGGACGGGCUCCGAGGUCUGGGUCGAGGCUGGGCUCCUACGUUUAUCGGCUACUCCGUGCAGGGUCUCUGCAAGUUCGGCUUCUACGAGCUCUUCAAAGUGCUCUAUAACGACAUGCUAGGAGAGGAGAACGCUUACCUCUGGAGGACCUCGGUGUACUUGGCCGCUUCUGCCAGCGCGGAGUUCUUCGCCGAUAUCGCUCUGGCCCCCAUGGAGGCGUGCAAAGUGCGCAUCCAGACACAGCCAGGUUACGCCAGAACCCUGAGAGAGUGCGCCCCGAAAAUGCAUGCAGAGGAGGGGCUAUGGGCGUUCUACAAAGGCGUGUAUCCUCUGUGGCUACGUCAGAUCCCGUACACCAUGAUGAAGUUUGCGUGUUUCGAGCGUACGGUGGAGACGCUGUACAAGUACGUGGUGCCGAAACCUCGCAGCGCCUGCUCCAAACCCGAGCAGCUCGUCGUCACCUUCAUCGCCGGGUACAUCGCUGGCGUGUUCUGCGCCGUGAUUUCCCACCCGGCCGACUCGGUGGUGUCCGUGCUGAACAAGGAGAAAGGAAGCUCAGCCGUACAGGUGCUUAAGAGGUUGGGACCUCAAGGCGUGUGGAAGGGGCUGGUCGCUCGCAUCGUCAUGAUCGGCACGCUGACCGCGCUGCAGUGGUUCAUUUACGAUUCGGUGAAGGUCUAUUUCCGCCUGCCGCGCCCGCCUCCCCCGGAGAUGCCCGAGUCUCUGAAGAGGAAGAUGAGUUUGGCAGGCCAAUAGAGAAAACACACACAAACCGCAAGGGCAAAAUCUACCAAAACUUUUCACCAGUGAAGGAGAAACAGUACAUUUAAUUUGUGGUCGCAAAAGUUAAAUAAAUAAAUAAAUAAAUAAAUAAAAAUCGAGUACUGGUCCAUCAUUCGCAAUAACCCCUCCUACUGCUACCUUAAACCUCAUACAUUAAUAAAAUAAGGGUUUCAUUUGACUUCCCCUUUUAAAUAGUAAUGGAACGUAGUUUUGUCAUGAACCUCUGGGUCUCCAGACUCGAUCUGAUCUGAAGAAGGUAGUGUAUGAUGUCUGAUGGUUACAGCAGGUAUGUCUGGACAAAGAUGAUGAAGUCGGUCGUAAAGCCAUAUUAGAGAAUAGCUCAGAAUUAGAAAUGGAGAAUAUGAAGGAACGCCUGUGCAGCUGAACACACUAAACGCCUUGUUUCUAUCGGUUCAAUUCGUUCUUGAGCGUGCGCAAACUUUUGCACCCGGCUGGCUAUACAUGGAGGAAAUUUCACGACCACGUCACAGCGAUUUUAUUGAUUUAUUUAUUUUUUUUCUUCAGAUACAUCAAAACUACCCGAGGCUCGGCAAAUUUGAAGAAGUCAAUAAGCCCCGCCCACUUUACAACCCCGUUAUGUGACCUUCCCUGAGAGUCUAGUUUCCUGAUGUACUCUACAUGUCGGUGUCAUUAUGAUGUACACGUCACUUUCCUUUAUAAACGUUAUUAACCGCACUAACUAGAGUGCGGUAGUACAAUGGUACAGAAGGUCUUUGUUUCCUGUCGCACUAAGAGGAACCCAAACCUGCUCCGGCAUGACGAUGUCGCGGUGCACAAAGCGAGCUCCAUGAACACGUGGUGUGUGAAGGUUGGAAGAAGAUGGAAGAACUCGAGUGUCCUGCACAGAACCCUGACCUCAACCCCACUGGACACGUCUGGGAUGAGCUGGAACGAGUACCGAACC
Molecule: messenger RNA, 3389 nt
Organism: Ictalurus punctatus (channel catfish)
Lineage: Eukaryota; Metazoa; Chordata; Actinopteri; Siluriformes; Ictaluridae
Gene: slc25a3a
Product: solute carrier family 25 member 3a
Exons: 7
Coding region: 1379-2437 (352 amino acids)
Biological process (GO): mitochondrial phosphate ion transmembrane transport
Cellular component (GO): mitochondrial inner membrane
Molecular function (GO): phosphate transmembrane transporter activity
Source: RefSeq, a predicted model, not a curated record